UUCCUCUGCCAAGGACCUUACCUUCGAAUUUCCUCUGCCAAGGUCAAAUAAUAGUGCAAAGGCCCAAAAUUAAACAGGGCCUGGACAGACUAGUAAAUGUUGGAAUUGGGCUAAAACCUGGAGGCAUAUAACACCCAUGAUAAAAGGUGUGUGAUUACCUUAUCCUCAGAAACUCAAAAGAACCAUGGCGUCACUGCUACUUGCAGCUGCUCCAGUACCUGCUCAAUCUCUCAAUCUUUCUUCGUUAUCUCGUAUUUCAUCUUCUCAUUCCCAAACCCUCGGAACUGCUGUCUCAGUUUCAACUUCCUCCCUUUCACUCUCCGCAGCUUCUUCUCCGUCAAUCCCCUGUGUGUACUGUGGCAAAGGGGAUAAGAAAACAGAGAAAGGGAAGCGCUUUAAUCACUCCUUUGGCAAUGCAAGGCCUAGGAACAAGAAGAAGGGGAGAGGGCCACCAAGAGUCCCGGUUCCUCCAUCUCCACCGAGAAAAGAUAAGUUUGAUGAUGAUGAGAAGAUCGAGAUUGAAAUUGAUGAGUCUCUUUUUUCUAGCUAAUAACUAGGCGACCAUUAUGGUUAAUUUGUUUAUUUCUCUUGUAAUUCUUAUACUCAAAAACUUGGGUAUGCUGUAUUUGCAGUUGUUAACACACUCUUUUAUAUGAUUUCUUCUCUGCUAUUGAGUUUUGGGUUCUUUUUUGUUGUAUCAAGUUGGGAACUUGUGAAAAUGAAACAUGACAACAAUCAUUCUAUGACAACUUUUGA
Durio zibethinus is the source of this 756-nucleotide messenger RNA. RefSeq names its product plastid-specific ribosomal protein 4 (gene PSRP4). Gene Ontology annotation, biological process: plastid translation. The record is from RefSeq and is a predicted model, not a curated record. Gene Ontology annotation, cellular component: plastid; ribosome. NCBI's taxonomy places the organism in Eukaryota, Viridiplantae, Streptophyta, Magnoliopsida, Malvales, Malvaceae.